Messenger RNA from Stegastes partitus (bicolor damselfish), 1161 nucleotides. It is a transcript of the gene pou4f2, whose product is annotated as POU class 4 homeobox 2. The record is from RefSeq and is a predicted model, not a curated record. The coding region runs from base 1 to 1161 and encodes 386 amino acids. Lineage: Eukaryota; Metazoa; Chordata; Actinopteri; Pomacentridae. Gene Ontology annotation, molecular function: RNA polymerase II cis-regulatory region sequence-specific DNA binding; DNA-binding transcription factor activity, RNA polymerase II-specific. Gene Ontology annotation, biological process: regulation of transcription by RNA polymerase II. The transcript is spliced from 2 exons.
AUGAUGAUGAUGUCUCUGAACAGCAAGCAGCCUUUUGCUAUGGCCCACGCCAGCUUGCCCGAACCCAAGUACUCCUCGUUGCAUUCCUCCUCGUCCUCCACUCUGACUUCCAAUGCACCUUCAUCCUCCUGCUCGUCCUCCCGACACAGCAGCACCAUCAUCAGCAGCAGCGGCAGCAGCAGCAGCAGCUCGGAGGCGAUGCGCAGAGCCUGUCUCCCAACCCCACCGAGCAAUAUAUUCGGAGGCUUGGAUGAGAGUUUGUUGGCCCGGGCUGAAGCUCUAGCGGCGGUGGAUAUAGUCUCGCAGACCAAGAGCCACCACCACCCUCCACAUCACAGUCCCUUCAAGCCGGACGCGACCUACCACACCAUGAACACUCUCCCCUGCACGUCGUCUUCUUCCUCCUCCUCCUCGGUGCCUAUUUCUCAUCCGUCCGCCUUGGCCGGCCACCAUCAUCACCACCACCACCACCACCACCACCAGCCCCACCAGGCGCUGGAGGGGGACCUGCUGGACCACAUCACCCCGGGACUGGCGCUGGGAGCCAUGGCAGGGCCGGAUGGCUCGGUGGUUUCCACGCCUGCGCACCCUGCCCACAUGGCGGGCAUGAACCACAUGCACCAGGCGGCCAUCAACAUGGCUCAUGCCCACGGGCUACCACCGCACAUGGGCAUGAACGACGUGGACGCCGAUCCCAGGGACUUGGAAGCGUUCGCAGAGCGGUUUAAGCAGAGACGGAUCAAACUCGGGGUUACCCAGGCGGAUGUAGGGUCAGCGUUAGCCAGUCUGAAGAUUCCUGGGGUGGGCUCCCUCAGCCAGAGCACCAUCUGCCGAUUCGAGUCCCUCACGCUCUCUCACAACAACAUGAUCGCUUUGAAGCCCAUCCUGCAAGCGUGGCUAGAAGAAGCCGAGAAAUCACACAGGGAGAAACUUAAUAAACCCGAGUUGUUCAACGGUGCGGAGAAAAAGCGGAAGCGCACGUCGAUAGCGGCGCCGGAGAAGCGAUCACUGGAGGCCUAUUUUGCCAUUCAGCCGCGUCCCUCCUCGGAGAAAAUCGCAGCAAUCGCAGAAAAGCUGGACCUGAAAAAGAACGUGGUGCGGGUCUGGUUUUGCAACCAGCGGCAGAAACAGAAACGAAUGAAAUACUCUGCAUGCGUCUAG